Messenger RNA from Neoarthrinium moseri, 480 nucleotides. RefSeq lists its product as uncharacterized. The transcript has a single exon. The record is from RefSeq and is a predicted model, not a curated record. NCBI's taxonomy places the organism in Eukaryota, Fungi, Ascomycota, Sordariomycetes, Amphisphaeriales, Apiosporaceae. The coding region runs from base 1 to 480 and encodes 159 amino acids.
AUGAAGACCACUACCGCCCUUUUCCUCUCCGCUCUCUCCCUGUGCGCUGCAACUGUUUCGGCCCACGGCCGCCUGGUUGAGCCGGCUGGACUUCCCAACUCUGGGCCUCUCAAGGAUAUACGCGUGCCUUCCAAUGGCUGCGGCGACGGUGUAACCGUGUCGGGCAACGCUGUUGCGACUUUCAAGGCUGGAUCUACGCAGCAGAUCACAUGGACAGUUGACAACGGGGACGGCGCCGGCCCACUAGCAGUGUCGUUCGACCCCACUGGCAAAGGCACGUCCUUUAGCACGACUGCUGCCAUGGUUGUGCAGCUCGAAGGAAGCAAUGGAGGUGUUGGCAACGACUUCCCUCGUGGAAACCACGUUGUGAGCUUCAAGGUUCCCACGACAACCUGCAACAAGUGUGUGAUGCAAGUAAGACAGUCCUUGACUGGUGGAAAUAACGGCUUUGGAUCUUGCGCUGUCGUAAGCAUUGUCUAA